CCCCCGUCGCUCUUUUGCUCUGCUCAGUCGGUAGACUUCAAGCUCAAACAACUUACCCCUACGCACCCACACCUCCAAAAUACCCCUCACGAUGUUCCCAUACGCUACCCUUGUUGCCCUCAUUGCAGGUGCUGCCUUUGUGCACGCCGAUCCCACCCCUUCCGCCCCCGGGCCGGGUGACGUCUUCAGGGAAGGCGGUCAGUGCACCUUUGCCUGGGAUGUGGACACCACCGGCACCUGGAAAGAGAUGAAUGUCGAGCUUAUGACCGGUGACAACUGGAACAUGGUCCAUCUCACCACCGUAGCGACCCUUGACGGUACCGAUGCUACCACGACCACUUUUAGCUAUGACUGCCCUCAGGUCACCCCGAACGCCGCCAUUUACUUCUACCAGUUCACGGCCAAUGGUGCCGCUAACCGCACCUGGACCACUCGGUUCGCCAUCGGCAACACCGACGGAAACGUCGUCGCUGCGCCCAACACUACGCAGCCCGACGGUCAGGCCAUCCCCUGGGGUGUCGGCGCGCUCGUCGACCCCUCUACGGCCGUCGCGGCCCCCUCAUACCUCACCAGUGGUGCCUCGACCGCGGCUGCCAGCGCGACUGGCGCACUCGCCGCGACCUCCAGCGCCGCUGCGGCCUCUACUGCGGCUGGCACCGCGUCCUUGACCACCUCCAAGGUGUCCUCCACCGCCUCCGCCGCGAAGAGCAGCGGCACGCCGUCGACUGCCGGCGCGACCGUCAACGGCACCUCGACCAACUCCACCGGCACCAACGCGGCCGUUAGCGCGCUCGCGGUCGACGGCCAGUUCUUCCGCGCUGCCGUCGCGCUCGGUGCUGCCGCGUUCACGUUCGCGGCCGUGCUCUGAACGCGCGUCGCGGGUCCACGGACAUCACGGGUUGUAACGUUGACUCCCGGCCAUGCGGCUUGCCGGCUUUAUGCUGCUGGAUAUGGAUGCUGCGCGACGGCGAUAGCGUACGCAAGGACACUGUCUCGCACCUCCGUUCGUCGGUCGCUGGACGUUUUCGUUUCGCGGGCCAUUGCUUGUAUUCUCACUGGGCAUCUACGCAUCUAUUCAAUAUAUCCGGAAUUGAAUCAGUA
Molecule: messenger RNA, 1101 nt
Organism: Trametes versicolor FP-101664 SS1
Lineage: Eukaryota; Fungi; Basidiomycota; Agaricomycetes; Polyporales; Polyporaceae
Exons: 4
Coding region: 92-868 (258 amino acids)
Source: RefSeq, a predicted model, not a curated record